AUGGGUAGUCGUCAUCUGGAGAGAUUCUGUGGAUUCAAAGCGAGGCUGGUGGGCUUUGGUGUCAUCCUCAUCAUGAUCUUCUCGUUCUCAUGUCUGCGCCAUAAAAAAGACAACUCUGUAACGAUCAGGACAAAAAAGUUUAAUGGUAGUGAUUGUUCAGUUCCGUCUGCAGUGACUUCUCUCAGAAUUGAUGGUUCAGGAUCAUCAGGACGAAUCAAUUGGAAUCCAGCCAGUUCCUCGUGUGCAGUCAUUGAUUACUCCCUGCAGUUUCGACUGAUCAACCGUGAUCAGUGCGAUUAUCGAAGUAACGAAAACUUCGCAACUGUAGCUACGACGGCGGGUACCAGUUAUCUGCUGUCAGUAGCCGUAUCGUCACGGCACUUCUACUCCACCUAUAAUAUACGCGUGAGGGCAAGGAACUCAGCCGGUCUAGGAACCUCUAGCAACCAAGUUCAAAUCAUAACUCCCAAAGCAGCCCCUAAUGCUCCACCUGCGAAUAUUAGACCCACCGGAAUCUACUCCAAUCGUGUGAGCUUGUCGUGGGAUGAAGUGUCAUGUGGAAGCAGACAAGCUCAUGGGCCAGUCAGUAAUGUUGAUGCAAUAGCCUUGACGGACUCCCCUUCUAUUCGAGUUACGUGGUCCCCACCGGAUACCAUCCGGAACCGCUGCCCCCUCCGCUACAUCGUCGAGUACAGAUUAACCGUCAGAGACCAGUGCCAAUCCAUCGACCAAUCCCAACCAUUAGUCGCCGCAAACCAGACGACCGUUUCCACAACGAUCACUGGUUUAGACGGAUACUCCACCUACGAAGUGUGUGUCAAGACGUGGAACAAAGAAGAAUACAGUGUGGAGCGAUGUGAUACUACAACUACACGCUCUUCUCCAGCCCCUACAGCUCCUCCAUCGCAUGCAACAUGCACCGGGAUCUUCACAAAUAGCCUGGACUUCGCCUGGGAUGAGGUACCAUGUGGUGACAGAGGCGGCCAGAUACUAGAAUACAAUUACAGAUUGGUACCUGCGUCGGGUGGUAGCUCACUUACCCAGACAAUAACUUCCAGAUCUGUAGUUAUUAACGAAAUCUCCUCCUGCACAGAGUUUAAUUUUCAAGUUCAAGCCGUAGGAACGAACGGCGAGGGGCCAUACAGCAAUGUGAUUAGUGUUACUACCGCAGCAAAAGCUCACGGACCUGUUAAUGCUCUUGGUGCAACUGCUCUCGCUAGCUCCCCAUCUAUCCAUGUAGCGUGGUCCCUGCCGGAUACCAGUCAAAACAAUAACUGCGCUUUGUACUUCAUCCUCGAGUACGAGUUAAUCUCCAGUGACCUCUGCGAUCCCAUUGCGCAUCCCAGACGCAUAUUUGCCGCUAACCAGACAUCAACAUCGACAACCAUCGCUGGUCUCCAGGCCUACUCUACCUAUAAAGUGUACGUAAGGACAUGGAACGUAGCGGGUGAUGACGGUGAGACGAGACACGUUGUCACGAACACAAACUCUGAUAAAGCACCAUCAGAAGGUCCGACAACUAUCAAAGUUACGUUGAGGAUGCGGCACAAGAUCGCAUUCACGUGGGAAGAUAUACCUUGCGGCUACAGACACGGGCAAAUUAUAACAUACCAGAUAAGGCUCAGGGUACUGCAAAGGCCAUACAAACUCGGUUUCACACCCGAUACCACUUACAAGCAAGUCACCGUACUAGCAUCCUCCAAGCUGUACAGCACAAGUGUUCUAGAACCAUCAACAAAAUACGAAUUUCUGGUAGCUGGUGUGAACAAUCAUGGAGUUGGGACGAUGGCAAAGAUCGAAGCUUUCACAUCGGUUGAAACAGAAAUGGACACCCCUCCCCCGCCAAAUACUGAUCCCUCAAAGUCAACCAAUUCUACAGUUACAAUUAAUGUGGAUCUACCACGCACAUCUCAGUACGUAACAGGCAUCCAAAUUGGCGUGAAACAAGUGCAUUCAAAUAUCGAGGCAGACACCACACCAUCUAAGAACGACUUCGUGCCGGACUAUGUAGCAGGGGAAUUGAUGAAAGAGAACCUUACUGAAACGUUCACCGUGGGUGACGGGAACACGUACGGUACAUUCUACAACCGGCCCUUACAGCCUAACACCAAGUAUGACAUUUAUCUGGGGUCAGUCAGCAGGAUUUCAGAUAUGGAGUUUGCAGUUACGUGGGGAGAUCCAGUGAGGGUGAAAGUGAGGGAUGACUAUGUUUUCCCAGUCACUGCCGUGCUGGUUCCCGUGCUGAUUGUCAUUCUCCUGGGAGUCGCAGUCCCUGGAGCUAUCUUCAUGAGAAAGAGGCUUAAGAAGACACCAGAGGACGAUGCUCGAUUUGUUGCAGUCAGUGGUGAGAAACGUUUUCUUUUCCCUAGAUUCCAUAAUGACAUCCAGCUUCAAGAUGUCCCAACACGACAAGCCAACUCGAAUCCCUACCACAGGGACAUCAGAGAAGAACCCGCGUACGAACCCGUGGGAAACCGCUUUGGUUCUCAGUCUCAGAAUCUGUCUGCUGAUGAUCGAGCGGGAAAGCUCCUAGGACAGGAGAAGACACCGACGCCUACCAAGGCGAAGAUGGUGGCACCUACAAGAGACGGUCGCUGCGAAUAUCCAUAUGAGAACAUGCCAGCUGUUUUUCUUGACGAAGUUACAGUAGACUCCAAGGAGAAGAAGAUUGCUGACAAAAAUAUCACCUGUUACGGAGCCGAGUUGAAAAGUAACCGCCCCCAAAAGGGAGCGAUUAUCUACGACACACCUAGGUUCGCUGCAUGUUCCAAGCCCAAGCCCCCACCAAGAACCACGAAGCCAGUUAUUACAAAAUCCAUCCAGUCUGCGAUCACACGUGGAGCCUCUGAUGCUAUACCUGUGGACAGGUUUGAGGACUACGUCCGCGCGAAGAAAUCAACGUCUUUUAAGAAUGGUAAUGGCUUCCUAGAGGAUUAUGAGAAAAUGCCUACUCCAGUCAAGCAUCCGUGGUCUGUGGCGAAGAAACAUGCGAACAGAGAGAAAAAUCGCUAUGCAAACAUACUCCCAUAUGACGAGACUCGAGUUGUGCUGGAAACAGUAGCUGAUGACCCCAACUCAGACUACGUGAAUGCUAGUUACAUUGACGGUGUCAAUGAGCCAAGGAAAUACAUUGCAAGUCAAGGUCCUACCAAGGCAUCCGUAGCUGACAUGUGGCGCUUGGUUUGGCAAGAGAACGCAUCCAAGAUCGUCAUGUUGACCAACCUACGGGAGGGCGUCAAGGACAAAUGUGAGAAAUAUUGGCCCGAUGAUAUAACUACCUAUGGUAACAUCACAGUCAGACUGAUGAGCGAGACGACACAUGCUGAUUACGUUAUAAGAGAUUUCACACUCGCAAUUGAGUCGAAGAAACAACUCAAGAAGGUUGUACAGUUCCACUUGACAGCAUGGCCCGCUGAAGGUUUGCCAGAAGACACUAGCAAAGUGAUCAACUUCAUCAAAACCGUCAAGCAGUUCAAGUCUGAGAUGAAUGGAACAAUGGUGGUCCAUUGCAGUACUGGAACCAGUCGAACAGGAUUGUUCAUUACUCUGGACGCCAUGCUACACCAGGCUAAGACAGAAGGCAGAAUGUGUAUCGGGAACUUUACACGCAAUAUGAUAGGCAUGAGGAUGGGAAUGAUACAAUCUGCUACCCACUAUGAAUUCAUCUUUGAUACCCUGUUGGAGGCAUUCAAGCGUGAUGAUACAACCAUCUAG
Messenger RNA from Patiria miniata (bat star), 3714 nucleotides. RefSeq names its product receptor-type tyrosine-protein phosphatase F-like. The coding region runs from base 1 to 3714 and encodes 1237 amino acids. NCBI's taxonomy places the organism in Eukaryota, Metazoa, Echinodermata, Asteroidea, Valvatida, Asterinidae. The transcript is spliced from 25 exons. Gene Ontology annotation, molecular function: protein binding; protein tyrosine phosphatase activity. The record is from RefSeq and is a predicted model, not a curated record. Gene Ontology annotation, biological process: protein dephosphorylation.